Molecule: messenger RNA, 711 nt
Organism: Trichosporon asahii var. asahii CBS 2479
Lineage: Eukaryota; Fungi; Basidiomycota; Tremellomycetes; Trichosporonales; Trichosporonaceae
Exons: 2
Coding region: 1-711 (236 amino acids)
Source: RefSeq, a predicted model, not a curated record
AUGGACAGCCAGCUCGAACAUGGCACUCUUCCGGGCCUAAAGAUUUCCGAAAAGAGCUCUACAACUCCAAUUGCCAGGGCGUGCUGUGUGCGACCUGUCCUCCGAUACCCGCGGAGAUGCACUACGCAGUACCAGCUCCGAGCAAGCGAAGUGAGUCCGGUCGUCCAGCAUACCCCAUCUCGCACCGAGAGUUCACCUGGCGUGCGCACCUCUUUCCCAGAAACGGCAAGCCGACGACGUCGGAGUGCGUUCUGUGUACACACAUUCCCGGUCUCGAGCCCCUCGUACCCGCGCACCCCGCUCUCCGCGCAACACACUCGUGCCCCCUUCGCACACCUCGCCCUCGACGACGUUCCAAGAGUGCUAUCCCUUCCGAGGAGUUGUGUGCAUGAAGGUCUGGUCGAAGAAUACAUAACGCGCUCCCCUCGACAUCUUCUUCUCUCCAACCACCAACACCUCGACUCCAACUCUCCACCCCUCCAACUCUUCCAACUUCAACCUCUCUCACCCCGCCUCAACUCGAAGAUCAACAAGAUGAGCACCAACCAGCAGGAGGAGCCCACCGUGUACUACUACUGCAGCGACUGCGGCAGCGCCGUCUACGUCGACUACGCGCAGGGUCGCGACAAGGGCGACCUCUGCAUCGUCUGCGUUUACUCGCCCAAGGACGACGAGUCCUCCGAUGAGGAGGACGAGAAGAAGGAGGAGUAG